ACUCACAGUAAUACUUGAAAAGUAACUCACAUAAUCUGAAUCAUUGUUGCGAAUUAGAGCCAUUUUGAUAUUGGCGAUUAGUGAAUGUGACUUUAAGAGCGCUGUAAGCGCUCGAGCGCUGUAAUUCGAGCCUCGUGCAGUGACAGCUGUAGCACCGAAGAGAAGAGAAAGCUCGGUUACUGACUGCUGGAAAGUAAAGUGUCUGUCUCUUUGUUACCAACUUUUAGGACCGUGUUUUGCUGACCAUGACUGACCGGUUCGGCAGGACGUGUGUAAUUGCGUUUGCGCUCGUGGUCACUGUAUUACAAGUCAGUGGAAAUGAGGAGAGGCAGUUGAUUGCAGAUAAGUUUAAGAACUACAAUAAAAAUAUUCGACCAGCAAGAAACAUUGAUGAAAAAGUGAAGGUUCAGGUCAAGUUAACCCUCACCAACCUCAUCUCUUUGAAUGAAAAAGAGGAGACUCUCACUACAAAUGUUUGGAUUGAGAUUCAAUGGCAUGAUUACCGUCUUGCAUGGAAUACAUCUGAAUAUCAUGGCAUUGAUCUGAUCCGUGUGCCAUACAACACUGUGUGGCUACCAGAUAUAGUUUUGGAAAACAACAUUGACGGCAAGUUUGAUGUGGCAUACUACGCCAAUGUGCUGAUUUCGAGUGAUGGCUCCAUGUACUGGCUUCCCCCUGCCAUCUACCGCAGUACCUGUGCCAUUGAGAUCACCUACUUCCCUUUCGACUGGCAGAACUGCACACUAGUCUUCAGGUCUCAGACAUACAGUGCAAAUGAAAUUGAUAUGGUAUUGGCAGAAGAUGCAGAAACAGGGAAGCCUAUUGAGUGGGUGGACAUCGACCCUGAGGCCUUCACAGAAAACGGGGAGUGGGCAAUCAAGCACCGGCCCGCCCGUAAGCUGACAGACCAGCGUUACUCCCCUGAUGACCUGGAGUACCAGGAGGUGUAUUUCAAUCUCAUCAUCCAGCGGAAACCACUCUUCUACAUCAUCAACAUCAUCCUGCCCUGCUCUCUCAUCUCCUCACUGGUUGUUCUGGCCUUUUUUCUACCUGCAAAAGCUGGAGGGCAGAAGUUGACCGUGUCCAUUUCUGUACUGUUGGCUCAGACUGUGUUUCUCUUCCUAAUUGCUCAGAAGAUUCCAGAAACGUCACUUUCCGUGCCUCUUAUUGGCAAGUAUCUAAUCUUCGUCAUGUGUAUGACCACAUUGAUUGUGACCAACUGCAUUAUUGUCCUCAACUUCUCCCUCCGCAGUCCUAGUACACACAACAUGUCACAGACCAUCAAACAUAUUUUCCUCGUGGUGGUCCCUCGUUUCCUUGGCAUGGCAUCAUUUGUGGAUGAGGAGGAGCCAGGUGGUGGUGUGACGUAUGAAAUGAGGGAGAGGCGCCGCAGUUCAUUUGGGCUGAUGCAGAGGGCAGAGGAAUAUGUUUUGAAACAGCCACGCAGUGAGAUGAUGUUUGAUAAACAAAGAGAGAGACAUGGACUCAUGCGCUCAAUUGUGGAUGAAAUUGAUGUGAGCAGUACGGCAAACCUCUACAAGAGUCUAGCAAAGACAGCACCAGAAAUAAAAGAGUGUGUGGAUGCCUGUAACUUCAUUGCUGAAUCCACUAAGCAGCAGAAUGACAUCGGAUCUGAGAUGGAGAGUUGGGUGCUGAUUGGAAAGAUGAUUGACAAGCUUUGUUUCUGGGCAGCCAUCACGCUAUUCUCUCUUGGAACAGUGGCCAUCUUCCUCAUGGGUCACUUCAACCAGGCACCCGAGUACCCAUUUCCUUGGGAGAACAAAAAGUACUUACCUGAGUAGAGAAGAAGCUCUGAAGACUCUAGAGAUGGAACAUAAUUUGGUACAUAAAAUAAAUACCGGGACAAGUUUUAUAGCUGGAGUUGAAGUACAACAAGCUGUACAUGAUAUGAACAGUAUCGUUCGACUUGAUAUGUGAUCUUGUCUUAUAUUUCAUAUUAUGAACUAUGGGUGUUCAUGCAUGCAUUAAAGGAACACUCCACUUUAAAAAAAAAAAAAAAUAGGCUCAUUUUCCAACUUCCCUAGAGUUAAAUAGUUGAGUUUUACCGUUUUCGGAUCCAUCCUAAGACCGACGGAAAAUGAAAAGUUGCGAUUUUCCAGGCCGAUUUGGCUAGAAACUAUAUUCUCAUUCCGGCGUGCCUUGAAACCAUGGAGACAUUUGUGAGAGGCGCUGCGUAAUAUCAUUGCACCUGCUGCACUCAUGGUACGGCAGCAAAGUUCCUUGAUUAUUACGCCGGAAUGGGAGUAUAGUUCCUAGCCAAAUCGG
Molecule: messenger RNA, 2286 nt
Organism: Megalobrama amblycephala (Wuchang bream)
Lineage: Eukaryota; Metazoa; Chordata; Actinopteri; Cypriniformes; Xenocyprididae
Gene: chrne
Product: cholinergic receptor, nicotinic, epsilon
Exons: 12
Coding region: 246-1802 (518 amino acids)
Biological process (GO): signal transduction; monoatomic ion transmembrane transport; regulation of membrane potential
Cellular component (GO): neuron projection; postsynaptic membrane; synapse
Molecular function (GO): transmembrane signaling receptor activity; acetylcholine-gated monoatomic cation-selective channel activity
Source: RefSeq, a predicted model, not a curated record